GAACAUCUUAACUUUUGUUAAUAUUUUCAGACUGUUUUUUUUUGUGAAAAAGUUUGAGAGAAGAACGAUCUUAACGCUGUGUGUAAGGGAACGGCUGAACAGUGUGCUGUUAGUGAAUGUAACCUAAGUUGGAUUAAAUGGGGAGUGAGAAAAGUGACAAAAAUGAGAGAAAUGGCACAGAAGAUGAGGCGGAAGAAUGGAGAAGCAAAUAGAUUGGCAGCGUGAAAGAGAAUCCCUGAGAACAUCUACACUUCUACAUGAUCUCUCUGUGACCUUCUAGUAACAUGCCAGUAGGCAGAAUGGCUCUGAUUCAUUGCUCCAUGGUGUGAUUGAGCACAUGUCCUGCAAUCAACUGCCAUCCCAAACCACGUUUUAUACAACUGAGCAAUUGAGGGUUAAGGGCCUUGCUCAGGGGCCCAGCGGUGGCAGCUUGGUGGACUUGGGAUUUUCCAAUUGGUAGAAAUGGGUUUGGGAUCUUCCAAUUGAUAGUCUAACACCUUAACCAAUAGGCUACUACUUUAUUAAAUACACUUAUUUAGCCAAUCAUGAACCGUCAGAAUGGGGGGAAAUGUGAUCUCAGAGAUUUUGACUGUGGCCUGAUUGCCUGAAAGGUUGGUGUAAGUAUUGGUAUAACUGCUGAUCAUCUGGGAUUUGUGGUCGCUUAGUGGCUAAAGUGUUUGGAAGGUUGUUAGUUUGAAUCCCACGUCCAUCACACCGCCACUAAAAAGGACAGGUUAACCCUCAAGUGUUUAGUUGUAUAAAAACAAUAUAAAAAUGUAAGUCGCUCUGGAUAAGGGCAACUGCCUAAUGCCAUAAAUGAAAAAAGUUAAUUGAAAUUUUCAAGUGCUUAGGAUCGCUGGAGGUCACAACCCUGGAGGUGUGAGGCGAACGUGCUAAUCACUAAGCCACCGUGCCCCCCCUACUAUUUUCUUGUCUAAGGCAAAUAAUGAAGCUGUGUUCGCUUUCCUAGGUCUUCAGGAUGUGUGUAAAACGAGCGAUCUGGUGGAUGGUGGUGUGUGCUGUGGUUCUGCAGGUGAGCACUCAGCACUGGUCUCAUGGCCUCAAUCCUGGAGGAAAGCGUGCAGCAUUGCAAGAGAAUGUUGAAGAAAUCCCGAGGUCCUCCGGCUACGCGUGUGACUAUGCAGACGCUUCACCUCGGAAUAAGAUCUACAGAAUGAAAGAUCUGUUGACCCGUGUUGCUGAGAGAGAAAUUGGACAAUAACAAGCCUGGUUAAGAUCUUCAAUAAAACGCUUUGACUUUG
Molecule: messenger RNA, 1262 nt
Organism: Tachysurus vachellii
Lineage: Eukaryota; Metazoa; Chordata; Actinopteri; Siluriformes; Bagridae
Product: progonadoliberin-1-like
Exons: 3
Coding region: 980-1222 (80 amino acids)
Biological process (GO): multicellular organism development
Cellular component (GO): extracellular region
Molecular function (GO): hormone activity
Source: RefSeq, a predicted model, not a curated record